This is a messenger RNA of Penicillium pulvis, 1248 nucleotides long. RefSeq names its product mitochondrial 37S ribosomal protein uS5m. Bases 1 to 1248 code for a protein of 415 amino acids. The record is from RefSeq and is a predicted model, not a curated record. Gene Ontology annotation, biological process: translation. NCBI's taxonomy places the organism in Eukaryota, Fungi, Ascomycota, Eurotiomycetes, Eurotiales, Aspergillaceae. Gene Ontology annotation, molecular function: RNA binding; structural constituent of ribosome. Gene Ontology annotation, cellular component: ribosome. The transcript has 2 exons.
AUGAGUCUUGCACGGCCAUCAAGAUGUCUGCUAUGCAGCUUCUCUCGUGUAGCCACCCCAAGCACGCGAGUGCCUCGUCGCCAAUUCCACCCGACUCCUGCGAUUCUGUCGAACCGGAAACCCAAGUUCCCCAACAUCAAGGCUCCCGAGGACCAAAAUUUCAAUGCCUCUCAUUCUGGCCCGAAGCCCAAAGACUACGAGCCCUACACCGCAGAGCAGAAGGCCCGCUUGGGAGAGGAGUACUCGGAGGCCCAAAUGAAGGCCAUCGAGGCCGGUGAAGCCGCCAUUGACCCCAAGGACAUGGCCGAACAGUUCCGCCCGCGUACCGACCCGCUGAAAUUCAACUACCUGGACGACUUCUCCGUGAUCGAGCCCGGCAUCGACCGCAACACCCGGGCACCCCAGUCGAACUCGGACUACAACUUCAAGCUGAAGAGUGAGGAUGACUUCGUGGAGGACUUUGGCCGCUUUUUCGCCGAGCUGCCCAAGGAUGCUACUGGUGCUGACUUUGUGCGGUUCGGUGAAUCGCUGCGGUUGACCCAUGGCAAGGAGGAGAACGAGCUCAACCCGCAUAGCGCAUUGGUUCCGGACCUCUUCGGCCCUGGGGAAACUAUUGACGAUCCCCGCGUGGAGGAAAAGAAGAGCGCUGCUGAACGGGGCGAGAAGGAGCGUUCCCUUGUGGCCGAGGAGCUGACUGAUGCCUUGAAGAGCCUUCUCUUGGCCACCGGAUACACCAACCGCCAGGUUAACGAACUCCGGACCAAGACCCUUGUUUCCCACAGCGUCGUGAACCAGACCCGUCUUGGUAAGGUCCGCCGCGCUUACCGUCUGUCCAUUGCUGGUAAUGGCAACGGUCUGUUGGGAAUCGGUGAGGCCAAGUCCGAGGAGGCUGCCGAUGCUAAGAUUCAGUCGCAAUACCGUGCCAUUCGCAACAUGCAACCAAUUCCUCGUUAUGAGAACCGUACCAUCUUCGGUGAUGUCAAGGGCAAGGUCGGCGCUGUUGAGUUGCAGUUGAUGCACCGUCCCCCAGGCUUCGGUCUCCGUGUCCAAUACCUGAUUUACGAAAUGUGCCGUGCUGCCGGUAUCCAUGAUCUGGCGGCUCGGGUCUCCCGCUCGAGAAACAAGAUGAACACCGUGAAGGCUGCGUACGAGGCGCUCAUGGGCCAGCGCAACCCGGAGGAGAUCGCUCGGGCCCGUGGCCGCAAGAUUGUUGAUGUUCGCAAGGUGUACUACGCUGGCAAGGUUUAG